UGGUUUGAUUGGCAGCGGGAGGAGGAGACAUGGACAUCCGUCCUCCCACAGACCGAAUGUCUCUGGUCCCUCCUGUCUGUCAGUGAAGCUGAAGGUUUCUGUGGUUCUGACAGCUGGACCGAACCGAACUGGAGCAGAGGUGGACACGCGUAGCGCGUGCUUCAUCAGAGACACAAUGAGUGAAAACACCGCGGACACGAGCACGCUCUGCCUCUUUGAUGUUGACGGUACGCUCACGGCCGCGAGACAGGCUGCUACUCCUGAAAUGAAAGAGUUCCUGAGGAAGUUGAGGACUCGGGUUCGAGUCGGAGUGGUUGGAGGGUCAGACCUGGUGAAGAUCCAGGAGCAGCUUGGAGAUGACGUGAUCCAGAACGUGGACUAUGUGUUCGCAGAGAAUGGACUGGUGGCCUAUAAACACGGACAACUGCACUCGAUCCAGUCCAUCCAGGCCCACAUGGGAGAGGAGCUGCUGCAGGAUUUCAUCAACUUCUGUCUGAACUACAUGGCUAAAAUCAAACUGCCCAAGAAGAGGGGAACUUUCAUUGAGUUUCGUAACGGGAUGUUGAACGUGUCGCCCAUCGGCCGCAGCUGCACGCCGGAGGAGCGGAGGGAGUUUUAUGAGCUGGAUCAGAAAGAAAAAAUCCGUGAGAAGUUUGUUUCCGUGUUGAAGGAGGAGUUCAAAGGAAAAGGCUUGUCCUUCUCGAUCGGGGGGCAGAUCAGCUUCGACGUGUUCCCCGACGGCUGGGACAAGAGGUACUGUUUGGACAUCGUGGAGAAGGACAACUACUCCACCAUCCACUUCUUUGGAGACAAAACCAAACCUGGAGGAAACGACUACGAGAUCUACGCCGACCCUCGGACCGUCGGCCAUGAAGUGUCGUGUCCCGAGGACACCCGGCGGCUCUGUGAGCAGCUCUUCUCCUGACAGAGGAGCCGGAAGGACCGGUUCUGAAACAUCGGGUCACUCUUCUAACCAGCACCGGAGUCAUGAUGGUGGCAGCGAAACGUUAUUCCACACGUCUCUGUGUUUCUGACUGUGUCCUCCACUCACAGUUCGUUCCGUGUUUGGUUCUGACCCGUAACUUCUGUGGACCGAUCCGGAUGGAGACAGGAACAAUAACGGCAAGAUUUAAAUCAAACGGUCGAUGGGAGAAGACAGAAUCUGCACUUUUAUGUCUGACUGAACGGAGUCCACAGCUCCUGCGAUCAGAUGAUCCUACGAGAUGUCGGGUCAGAACUCUUGACGGUUCUGAUCCGAGGCACUUGAGAAACUUCUGCUGUAAACUGAGAAAUAAAGAAUGAAACAAA
Messenger RNA from Nematolebias whitei (Rio pearlfish), 1308 nucleotides. It is a transcript of the gene pmm2, whose product is annotated as phosphomannomutase 2. Gene Ontology annotation, biological process: protein N-linked glycosylation; mannose metabolic process; GDP-mannose biosynthetic process. The record is from RefSeq and is a predicted model, not a curated record. Gene Ontology annotation, cellular component: cytosol. Gene Ontology annotation, molecular function: phosphomannomutase activity. NCBI's taxonomy places the organism in Eukaryota, Metazoa, Chordata, Actinopteri, Cyprinodontiformes, Rivulidae. The transcript has 8 exons. Bases 176 to 925 code for a protein of 249 amino acids.